CUAACUCAUAACAGCAUAUACUUUACGAAACUGUCAAAUUAUGUGUAUACUGGUCUGCAGAAUACUGCAGAUAGUGCCAGAUAGAUGCCUAGGCAUAGGCUGUGUCAUGAGACAAUACUGACAGACAGUAACCUAGCAGAACACAAUCGACAGCCUUGCUCUGCCACUUUGUUGGCCAAUUGAAAGGUAACCUCAGGUUUGUAACAGAAGUCCCAAUAAGAACCUCAUAAUGUCAGGGGCUGGGAAACAGUCUCAGAAGAAUGAGGAAAACUUCAGCAAAGUGAAGGAAAAGAUGCAGAGACUGUUUGGAUUUGGGAAACCAUCUACACCUCCUGCCAUUCCUAAAGCUACCACUAGAGAAGUUGUUUUCACAACAGAAAUUUUGAAGGAAAUUGGCCCGGAGAGCCCUGCUAACAACCGCUUGAGGAGGAUACGUGAGCUCUGUGAAGUUGUCAAAUUGACUAGACUGGAAGAUAAUGCAGUGGAAGCUCUAUGGGGACAGAUCAGCGACCUCUUGCAGCCACAGGUGGUUGAGGAGAACAGGCACUUGGCUCUUCGCUUCCUACAUUGUCUUGUAGAGGGACAGCUGCCGUACUUGACGAUCGUCCGUGGCCAUUUCUUCAGGGUGAUCCAGGGCCUCACAGACCCAGCUGACAUUCAGUACAGACUUCAGCUAUUUGACACCCUGAGUGAGUGUGGGAAGAACUUACUCUACUUUGAGGAUGAAACAGGUGUGUUCCUGCAGCUCUGGAUGCCCGAGGUCAUGUCGGCAGGCUAUGUGGCCAGCUUCCUGCCCAUCAUCCUCAACGUGAUCAAGUACAAUGCAGCUUACGUUGACGAGGAUGUCAUGGCUGGACUGGUCCAGCAGACCUGUAUGAUCCCCAACCGCUCUCGCUGUGAUGAUGAACUUAAGAAAUGCCUACAGGUCCUGGAUGCAGUCAUCUGCUACAGCUACCUGCCCUCCAACUGCCUGCACCACUUUGUGGCCGCACUGUGUCACACAGUCGACAAGGCACUCUUCAGUGAGAAGUCUUGGGAGGAGAAAGCCAGUGGAUAUACUUCUUCUGAGGGGCGCCAUUUUCUUCACCGGCAUGGCUCUGUGGGGCUCACGUCGCGUCAGUACACUAAAGCAAUCUCAUUCAUCUGUACUACCAUCAUUUUAUGAGGCUCUGUCCCAUGAGAACAACAUAGUGGCUUAUGAGGUGGUGUUGAACUUACAGCGACUGGUCAGCAAAUAUGGCAAGGACUUACAGCAUGUCACCUGGGAGAUUGUGCUCGACAUUCUACAGAGGCUGCUCACUCAGAUUGACAAAUGUGGCUUUGAGAGGAAAGUGAUGACAGAGACUCACCAAGUAAUAACAUCCAUUGAGAACCUCUAUCGCAACCGUCAGUUCUUUGGCCCCACGGCUCGAUUUUUUCGUCUGGUGGAAAUGUGUGCAAGCAAGAGGCCUAGCAGCUCAGUGUGUGCGCUCAUGGACUACCAGACACAGUUUAUCCAUCCAGGUCAGGAGAACUGGAUCGAAGCUCUCAAUCAGCUAAUGGAGAGAUACCUGAAGGGCCAAACUCGCACUGAAGUGAGGAAGAAAUCCCUGGAAGUUCUAUCCCUUGUUCUCAGCAUCAACACCCACGUGUACGAGCGAGAGCUGAUUGAGCACAUUGUGCUGCCCCACUUCAGCCACUGCGACACGGACCCAGACCCAGAGGUGCGCUGCCAGUCCGUGGACCUGCUGCUGGGCCUGUGUGAGGACUGCCACUCCAAUGAGUUCUUUGAACUCUCCAUCAUUGUGGAGAAGAUUGUCAAGAAGCCUCUAGUGAGCAGUUUUGCGGACAGUGAACGUAAAGAGGAGGGAACACUUGGCCCAGAGGAGGCCAGUCUCAUUGACGUACGCAUGGCUAUCCUCAAGAUCAUUGAGGUCUUUAAGGUGAAACUGUACACAGCCCCAGCCAGUCACUGCCAGCGUCUGUACGAAUUGCUCAUCUCACACCUGGAGAUGCAGUACUCACACCUCUACCUCGGCCGCUUGGCUUGUCAGCUGCGGAAAGCCAUUUUCAAUCUGCUCUUGUUGCUGCGUGCAGAUAGUCGUUCUCGUGUGGGUCUGGCAGACAGGAAGCCAGGGGAGCGCCAUGUGUACAGUCCCUACGUCAUGUGCCGGCCCAGUGAAGACAUGGAGAGUCUUCUGCUGAAGAGCCCGUCGGUACCUGGACUGAGUCCAAGUCAGAUCUACUCUGUCAUUGAGUACGAACACACUUUCAAGCUGUUUCUGCGUUGUCUAGAGACGGAGCGUGACUGGACGGUGCUGCACACAGUGUUGGAGAAACUGACACUGGUCCUGGAAAACAAGACCAUGGUUCUGUCUGCCUCCUCGGACAACGAGCUCCUAGAUGCACUGUGCGGCAAGCUCUGUGCUAUGGUCAAGGAUAGAACAGUGGAACAGUCGAAGAAGCUGAUCAACCGCCCGCCUAACUUCACCCGCUCAGACUUCCAUGCCUGCGUCUUCCCUGUUUUGGCAUCUAUGGUCACUUACCAUGCCUAUCUGGACAAAACUCGACAGAGAGAGCUGGUGAACUGUCUUGAGUUUGGCCUGGUGUCCAAGUGUGCCAAGAUCUGUGUGACCACGCUGCGCAUUUGCUCGCUGGAGAUGAAGGAGCUGAUGAUGCGCAUGUUGCCCGCGGUGCUGCUCUCCCUCUCCAAGAUCUCCGCCACCAUCUCCAUGGCCAUACCCGUGCUGGCUUUUCUUUCUAGUAUUGUCCGUAUCCCCAAGCUGUAUGCCAACUUUGUGGAGGAUCAGUACAUGAGUGUGUUUGCCAUUGCACUGCCCUACACCAACCCUUUCAAGUUCAGCCACUACACCGUGUCACUGGCCCAUCAUGUGAUUGGUAUAUGGUUCAUUCGCUGUCGACUUCCCUUCCGACAAGGAUUUGUCAAGUACAUCCAGAGGGGUCUCAAGUACAACGUCCUACAGCUUUUUGAAGAGAACUCAAUCCGCCAUUUGAGUGCCCACAACCAGGACUCCUCGGAUCGCGGCCGGACAUCCUCGCUUAAUGAAGGACACAGGAUCCGGAGACGCAACAUAUCGGGGAUCGAAGGUGUGAGGAACGAUGGUCGCAUCCCCAUGGACGAGAAAAUGUCACAGUUCCACAAAGAGCUUACAGAGACCUGUGUGGACAUGAUGGCUCGAUACGCCUACGGGAACUUCACGGCACUGCCCAAAAGGUCUCCUAUGGCUCAGUUCCUGCUGAAGGACGGACAACGUGGUAUGUGGGUGGUCGGCAACAAGAUCAUCACCAUCACCACCAGCGGUGGAGGAGCCAAGACCAAUAACUCUGGCCUCUGCGACAAAUGCCUGUCCUCUUACCUCAACACACAGGACCCCAGAAAGGAAGUCAAGCGCUCAGCUCCCAUUGCCAUGGGAUCCAGCGCUGGAGAGUCCCGGCGUCGCCACAAGUCUAUGGCUGCCUUGGGACGCUCACAGACACAGGUUGACUCUCUAGGCAUCUCCUUGGAGUGUGAGGAGCCACGUCGCUCUCGUGAUGACAUGAGUCUACCACAGGAAGCCAGCACGGACAUUUUUGGCCGGGAUGAUGCUGCAGUCCAAACGGGCAGUUCUUUGACCACCAGCGCCAACUCAGAUGCCAUGGAUGCUGGCUUUUCAGGUCCCAAGGGUCGUAUGUCUGAGCAACGGACAUUCUCGCUGUCCCAGUGUAGUUGUUGGUGCACGAGCUGGGCUGAGGUCAACAUCCGUGGGGCCAGUGGUGUGGUGUGCUGGAUGAUGAGAAUCGAGAAUGAGUCCAGCAGUCCCAGUUUCAGCUCUGACCCCUCUGCACCGGACAUAACCCAGCUCCUGGCACCCGUCAGAUGCAAGACUCCAGACUCUGACAGUCUGGGCAAGAUUGACAGCGGAAGUCUUUGUGAAGAGGAGUAUGAGACAUUACACUCACAACAUUUCUCUGAGGCAGAGAGAAGAUUGUUUCAUGAAGAACCACUCAGUCAAACAGACACUCCUACCCAAGAUGUAUCAGACUCUAUCCAGACUGACAGCGACCUCCAGUUCCAGUCCCCCAGCAACCUGCGCCGCAUCAGCUCCUCCCCCUCGGUGCUCAGCGGCUCCCAGGAUACAUGCCAGUCACCACGGGAACUCCUGCGGGAGCUGGUGGAGUGCACAGAACGCGAGAGACAAGCAGAGACGGCCACGCGGGUCGAGUCUCUUGGAUCACGCGCCCGGCCUGAGGCUCAAGAUUUUUCUCACACCGACACCACCUUCCCACACAGUGGGAUCAGAGAAAGAGGUUCAUCAGGUGCUACUGCGGACCCUGACGUUCUGGGGACCCGCAAUGACCCUCAGCAAGGGAACAGCUCUGAUGGGAAUGCGCAGAGUUCAUCGGUGAUCUGUAAAAGCAGACGGAGUGGAGAGAAAAGCUCAGAUCUGGCGAGACAGUUAUCUCUUGAGGAAGAGAGUCCUACUGAUGUAGCCAGACUGACCAAAAUGACCUCUCAGAAGUCAGCUGAGAGUAGUGAUAGCGUGUUUCACGUAAAUCCUGCCUUGACAGGCACAUCUUUCCCGGCAGGGCGGGUGGGCCACCUGGCCUCGACCUCAUCUGAUGGAAAAGCUAUGGUUCAUAGGUCAACAUCAACUGGGAAAAGUUUUGAGCCCAAGAAAUCUGUACAAAGGACGAUGUCUGAAGAUCUCGCUGGGAAGAAACGUCCAGAAGCCUUGAACUUGUUGUCUUCUCAUACCAAGGUCUUUGACAGGGCUGCGGUUGAGGACUCCCCCAACGAGUCGAGUACACCGUCCUCCUUACAGGACGAGGUCCCUGAGCUCCGUCAGCUGAAGCGUCGCGGCCACACCAUCUCCGUCAUGAGCCCGGCUGGCCAGGUCAGGCACUCGGAUGACUAUGAUGGCCGCUUGCAGUCCGGGGGACCCAAGGACGCUAAGGGUGGUCUCAGCCCCAGCUAUGUGUUCCUGCAGCUGUACCAGUGCCACCCUAUGGUGCAGAACCAGGAGGUACCACUGAGGGUACCCGAUAAUGACAAAUUUCGACGAACUAUCGACAUGCUGGAUCAUAUCUACCCAUACGAAACCCACAAGAUCGGAGUGCUCUACAUGGGCAAAGGACAGCCGAGUGAUGAGAGGACGCUGCUGGGUAACGAGUUUGGAUCCCCACGCUACACAGAGUUUCUUCAAGGCUUGGGUCAGAUGAUCAGCAUUGAGGAGGCAGAGCGGGACAAGAUCUACCUGGGCGGCCUCAACCCCAGCGAUGGAAAGUUCACCGUCACCUGGCAAGACGAAUCACUCCGAGUGAUCUUCCACAUUGCCACUCUGAUGCCCACAAUGCCAGGAGACACACGCUUCAACAACAAGAAGAGCCACAUUGGCAACGACUUUGUCACCAUUGUCUACAACGACAGUUCUGAGGACUACAAGAGUGGGACCAUCUCUGGUCAGUUUAACUUUGUGAGCAUUGUGAUCCGCCCGCUGGACUAUGAGAGCAAUGCCGUUUCCCUCAUCACAAAAGAAGCGGAAUUGAGAGAUCAAAUCACACCAGGUUCCAGUGGUGAAAUGAAGGAUAUCGCAGACAUCCUGGGCCACACACAUACCAAGAUCAUCUCUGAUGCCAACCUGCCCCUGCUGGUCAGACAGAUUGCUGUACACUGUAACCUGGCCUCAAUGGUCCUGCAGAGACAGCAGUCCACACUGGGCACGCCCGAGGUCUUCGCCUCCAACUGGCUGGAGCGUUUGCGUCAGAUCAAACUCCUCAAGCGCAGGAUCAUAGAGUACCAGCCGGAAGAGGCAGGCGGUGAGCCCACCAGCCCCUCCCAUGUGUGGCCUCCCCCAGGGGCUAGCGGAGACACAGGGUCUGGUGGUUGUGAGGACUUCACCGACUACUUGUGAUUUCUAGUGACCCAAUUCCAGCAUUAUCGAUCGCCAGUACUUUAAUGAUAUUUGCCAACUGCUUGCGUAUUUGAUCAACUUGUGAAUUCCAUCAAAUGCAAACCUCUUCUACUGCCUCUGAUAGUGCACAUAUGUGGGUUAUUCUUGAGGGGGCUGGGAUUGAACCAGUAGUGUUUCAGUGAUUGAUUUUUCCAGAGUUUUUAUCCCCACUGCUUGUAAUGUUUGAUUUGAAGUUAACCAAGUUGCGCAGAUCAUUUCAAGUCACUGUAGAGAAAUCUGAGUGGUAGGUCUGUCAUAAUUAGUUCAGUUUAACUGAGAUAGUUUCACUGUAUUGUACAGGACAGACACAAAAGUGUGGGGUGUUUUUUGUGAACCUUUUGCUUGUUGGCAAUUGAUGGAGGCUUGUGAUGGGGAAAAGCACUCCCUCUUUCUGUUGACAGUUGCCAUGACUUUUUGGUCUUUGACUUCAUUCCUUGACUGUUGUCUGUUUGCUUUUUUAUUACAUCGUCUUUUUAUUUUUACUGGUUUAUUUUUUUUUAAAUGUAUAAUGUAUUUAGUAUAGCUUGUAUUGGAAGUGUCCUUGCCAGGCAACGUAAUUCCAGGUCCAUGAGCUUUUGAUAAAUAAUGUGUGUAUGUUGUACUCAUCUCUAUACGUGUUGGAGUGGGACCUGGAGGAGAGAAGGGCACUCUAAAUGUCUGCUUUAAGUGAGCCCUGUCAUGGCUGUGUUUAAUUCCCCUUUCCUCCCCUUUUGGAUCUCGGUUUUAUCCUUUGCUUGUUCUGCUGGAGUUAACUGCUGGGAGAGGGUGGAGCUCUGAAACUGUUCAGUUAUUCAGGAAAAUGUUCUGCCGGGGGAAAAAAUGGUUAAUGACUCUUACCCAGUCUGCACUUUUAUCCUGUUGGAGAGCAGAGAGUUGCUGAGGACAUCCAAUCUCUGUUUUGUGUUGCUGUAGAAAUACUAAAGUGCUUCCCCUUGCCCCCCCACACUGAUCUUGAGUGUUACAAGUCAACUGAUGGGGACCGUGUCACCUUCUUGAUUCCUGAAGAGGACAGCUGGUACAUAAUGGCUUCCGACUCUCAGGGGUAUACUGUUAUCUCUGUUGGUGCAAGUGUGAUUUUGAACUAAGGUUCUGAUGACCGUUGCUCAAAUACUUAAGGGGGAAUUCUUGGACUUAAAUUGUUGUUGUCAGGACUCUAGUCCCCACUGAGUUCGGUCCUGUCAGAAAUUGACUUUAAAUCUGAGGCUAUGCCUCUUAAACUAUCUCACAGUGUUGAGGGGUAAAAAAAUCCCAGACCAUACCAUUCCCCUGUAUCUUUGGCAGAGCCACUUGUGUACCAUAUAUGGAGGGUCCAGUCUGUGACUGUGCAACUCCCCUGGAUGUCUUGACUUACCCAUUUCAUUGUUUUAUUAAUUAAAUGGAAGAUUAAAAAGAACGUAAAUUUGGUGUCCACCUUUUCUUUUUCCAGCCCAAAUGCCCUCCUGGUUGGAGGAGCCAUUGGUAGGCAGGUAGGCUGGUGCUGAUUGUACUUUCAUGGUUUGCUUUCUGUCGGCAACAAUUUAUCAUAAUACAGGUACUUGUACAAUUUGCGGUUUGAUUGUCAAUGCCGUCAGACUCUAGUCAACUCUUUAUUAUAAUAGCGGGGACAGAUGUUGAUUAUUCAUGUACACCAAAUUUUUCAAGUCGUCCUUUGUCAUGCUUGAUCCUGCGUGGUGGGACCACGGUUGGGCAUGACUUUGUUGCUUUGGAGGGAUGUCAGUGUACGGGGCAGUGCCUCGUUAUAUCUUGUCUUGUAAUUGGAGGGUAGAGACAUUACUGUUGCCCUGUAGAUUCACAAACUCUGGGGACCACUGAGUGAAAGUAAGUAAAAAUGUUGUUACAUUGUCUAUUCUGUUGUACAUUUUGGCCACAUGUUGCUGCACAUGUGGAGCUUUCUUGCGGAUUUUGAGGAUUACUUGAUCAAAAGAUUUUCUUUGUGUACUUUAUUAUUUUCAAGUGUCAUAGUAAGGCUUUUAAGUGUUACUGAAUGUAUUUGAAUCUUUUAUCGAAAUUUCACUACUUAAACAUGAUCAGUUUUUAAUAAUAUUGUCAUUUGUGGAUCUUAUUUAAUGUAUUUUUUUACUUUUCAGUAUGGCUAAAUUAAAAUAUUCCUUUAAAUGAUGGUUUCUACACAUCACUGAACGGUAUUACUAAUUAAACUAGUGCAUGUGUGACCCAAAGAUACCUCUUUUUAUUAAUAAUUAAAAUUUCUGCAGUAUGAGUGUUGUGGUGUGUAUUAGAGCCGUAAGAUAUUGGCAGGCCUCCGCUUGUGCCAUAGGUUUAGUGAUACAUAUAACACAGUGCGGUACAAGAUCCUGUUUUCUAGCACACACUGCUGUCUUAAUGGGCAUUGUUGGGACAUUUAUAUGCAUUUUUUGUGUCAUAGUCUUCGUCUUGACCUCAAAAUAGCUUUAACUCAUAUGUGUGAGCCCACAAUCAUGUGAACAUUUCUCGUAACCACCAGCACAGUCACCGAUAUGUGUUAUAUUGCGCUUCUUGUGCAUUACCCUGACUUUCCCUUCACUAGUCACUAAACGGCUUUGUCAAACUUGUUCUCCUCAGCGUUGUUCCCUUGGCUUUUAUUCCCCAAAUGUUGUUGGUGUUCCGUCAUAGGCUGGUGCUGUACAGAGCUUGAAUUUGACAACUUUCAACUUGGUGUGUAUUUGUAAACUAUGCUGAAAGUGAAAGAGGUAUUGCUUGGCCUUUGACAAAACUUUUUAUUCCUGAUUUUUGCAAUAAAUUGUUCCAUGCUUUGAA
Aplysia californica (California sea hare) is the source of this 8684-nucleotide messenger RNA. RefSeq names its product tuberin. The record is from RefSeq and is a predicted model, not a curated record. Gene Ontology annotation, biological process: negative regulation of Wnt signaling pathway; negative regulation of TOR signaling; positive regulation of GTPase activity. NCBI's taxonomy places the organism in Eukaryota, Metazoa, Mollusca, Gastropoda, Aplysiida, Aplysiidae. Gene Ontology annotation, molecular function: GTPase activator activity. Gene Ontology annotation, cellular component: TSC1-TSC2 complex; cytoplasm; nucleus.